Messenger RNA from Carica papaya (papaya), 571 nucleotides. The record is from RefSeq and is a predicted model, not a curated record. NCBI's taxonomy places the organism in Eukaryota, Viridiplantae, Streptophyta, Magnoliopsida, Brassicales, Caricaceae.
ACAAUGGCUCCCUCUCAUGUAACUGCUAGGCCGCGAUUGGAUUCGUUAGCAUUGGCAGAUGAUCUAUCAAGAGCUUCAAACUCGACUUGGUCGCAAUUGGGAUCUGUGGCGUCGUCGGAGAAUUCAUCAGUACCGUUGGAGAUAAAUUCACCGUCGCCGAGGAAUGCAUCAGUACCGCUGCAGAUUAAUUCAACAACGUCGGGGAAUGCAUCGUCGCCGUCGAACACACCUGCAUUAUCACCACCAGCACCACCACCACCGUCUUCGUCGUCACCACCUCCGGAAAGUAAGGCUCCGCCGCCGAGAGUUUCAACGUCGCCACCUCCACCCUCCCCAUCUCCGCCACCACCUCUGUCUCGGGGAACUCCACCUUCGGACAGUGGCCGGAAUCCUCCACCCCCACCUCACUCCGGCGUCCCCUCUCGUCCUCCUCCUCCUCCGCGUUCUCCUUCCGGGGGGAAAACACCAAAGCCCCCGAAGUCUAGUGACAGCUCAUCAUCACCAUCGUCUUCGCCGCCGUCUUCAGUAGUGGGAGUGAUAAUAAUACGGUGAAAAUUGCAGCAGGUUUAGC